Messenger RNA from Symbiodinium sp. CCMP2456, 2457 nucleotides. The record is from the annotation of a GenBank genome assembly. NCBI's taxonomy places the organism in Eukaryota, Dinophyceae, Suessiales, Symbiodiniaceae.
AUGGCAUUGGCCAUUGUUGGCUUUCCAUGUGUGGCCGCAUUCCGUGGCCAGAGUCAUGCCCAGGCGUCCCUGACCGUGAACCAAAGCACUCCGAAUCUGGGUCUUGGCAUUGCUGCCGUUAGCAAGUAUGCCGGUGGUAAUUGUCAGUUCAUGCCUGCCUUUGAUGUUGCAGCCUUCUUGGUGGAAGAGGCACCAGCCGCAGCGAAAGGCGUGGGAAUGCUUGCCAAGCCUGCCGUGACCGCCGUGCAGGUGGCUGCCAAGGUCGCAGGAGAAGUAGUUCCCGGAGCAGGAGCUGCUGCGAACGUCGUGUCCAAGGGUGUUAAGGCUGCAGGCGUAGCUGGUGCAGUCGCCAAGGGAACAAAGACUUUGACUCUUGCAUCCAAGGCAGGCUUGAUUGGCAAGGUCGUUGGUGGUGCCUUGUCCUUGAGCAAUCCUCUUGGCAUGGUCUGGACGGCUUAUUCUGUCGGAACAACCGCAUAUCAGCUCUAUGAGCUUCAAAAGAUCAUGCGAGACCCACAUCAGCUUUGUGAAGUUCUCUCCGACUGGGUCCCCCCUUACGACCAUGCCGCAUGCCUCAAGGGCCUCCGCAAGAGCCUUCCGGGACUCCAACUCCCACCCAACAUCCCUGGCCUCGACUCGGCUCUUCAACCUCCCCCGGCCCAACUCGCGGUGGCCAAGAUGGACAAGAAGGUGGCCCUGGCCGCGGCUGCUGUUCUUAUGGCCUCUACAGGUGCCCUGGCCCUCUGGCACCACAGCCUCCACUCCGUGGCCUAUGAUCGUGCCAUUUGCCCGAGAAACCUUUGGUUGGAGGACCCUACUCUCGUGGACUGGUACACUGAUGACACAAGCAGCUCCUCGGGAUCUUCAGCGUCCACGGAGGAGGAGGAAGAGGACAUGCUGGGAUUCUCAAGUGCACCGAUGCCGAGAUGCAAUGGUCUCAGGUGGGUCUCCGUGCCAACGCAAUGCUCAGCAUCGGACCUCUCGUGCCAGCAACGAAGUUGCCAGCAAGCAUGUUGCGACGACAAGAAGUGUUCUCUCUACCAGUUUGACACCAAUUCGGUCGGAAAGUGCUGGCUGGGUGAGUCCUCGCAGUUUACGGCCGAGAAGUGUGAGCAAUGGGUAGGGAAAGUCAAGGAUCAAGGGGGCUUUCAAGAGGAUUCCAAGCUUUUCGUGCAAGUCAUGGGACUCAAGAAGGUGCCAAACUCUGCUCUGGAAGCUGCAAAGCCGAAGAGCUGCGGCAUGCGCCCCUUGAGUGCAGAUGCCUGCGCCGCAGUGACUUGCGAGGAUCUCUGCCAGGAGCAGACAGAUUGCCGCUUCUAUCAGUUGCGCGUCGGUCGCGGGGAAUGCUGGCUGAGUACAGCCGAACUUCCGAACCAGGCCCCAGAGCUGAGUUGGCACGGCGGGCUGCUGGAUGCAUCGCAAUCGCAGGCGGACUGCGAGGGCGGCUUCCUUUGCCCAUCGGACCAGAAGUGUGUGGAGAGCUGCGCAGAGUGCACUGGCUUCACGCUGGGUGCCGAGAAUGAGAAGCGUUGCCGGCGGACGGCCGAGGAAGGCAUUUGCGACCCGAGCAGCUGGGAGAAGGACUUUGAGGGAACUGCUUUGGAUGCAACUCAGUGCCAGGGCCUCAGCCGGGUGGUGGUGAAGAUGUCCGAGGCGACCGGUUUCAAUGGCCACGCUAUUUGCCAGGAAGCCUGUUGCUCGGAUCCUUCCUGUGUUCUUUACCAACUUCGUAGCAAAGCUGCGCAAGAAACGCACCGGAAGGCUGGGGAUACCGUUCACUGCUGGUUGGGGUUGGUGGAUUCAUCUCAGAAUCCGCUCUUCAAGUGUGGUGGCCGGGGAUGGCGUGGUGAUCGCAGAUCAUGGGAAGGGGGUUUCCUCUCCUCCCGUGGUUGUUCGCCGAGCCAAGGUGCCUCCUGCCUGCUUUCCGGGGAGUGUGUGCAAAGCUGCUCUUCUCAGUGCCCUGGAGCGGACAUCUUCGACGAGAGUCACAACUCCUGCGUUGCAUCGGCUGUGAAGGAAGCUAUGCCCGUGCUUCCUGUGGUGGAUGGUGGCGGGAUCUCCACCUACUACAUCUCCACGACAGAUGAAGCAUCGGCCGACACUCUCCUCAUGGUGACGCAGAACAAGCAUCGCCUCAUCGAGACGCCUUCCCAGGAGGCUUGCCAGACCCUCUCCUUCGGUGCCACGGAGUGCAGUGCCGUCACUGAGGACGGCGAGACGAAGUGCAGUUGCAUCUAUCCUGACAUGCAAUCCUGCACUACCUGGUUCGAGAGCCACUUCCAUUUGAGGCCCGUGAUCUCAGAAGUAGGCAUGCUGCUGCUUGCGGGUGAGGGCUGCGACUGCUUCGACGAAGCUGAGAGCUCCGGUCAGCAUUUCCGCUGUCACUUUGAAAACCUUCAGGAGGUCCCUUCGAUAAAGGCCAGCAAAGAGGCCACGAUGGCCCUGAAGAUUCCCUGA